This is a messenger RNA of Rhinolophus ferrumequinum (greater horseshoe bat), 4014 nucleotides long. RefSeq names its product complement C1q like 3 (gene C1QL3). Bases 800 to 1567 code for a protein of 255 amino acids. NCBI's taxonomy places the organism in Eukaryota, Metazoa, Chordata, Mammalia, Chiroptera, Rhinolophidae. Gene Ontology annotation, molecular function: protein binding. The transcript is spliced from 2 exons. The record is from RefSeq and is a predicted model, not a curated record.
CUUCUCCUGGCAGGUGGUACCCAGGCAGAAUUCUGCGUUCAGUCUCGCUCUCGCUCGGUUCCCGGCCGUGAGGCACUCGCCGCUGCUCGCUAGCUCCUCCGCUCCAGCCCGGGGUCUCCCAGAGCUACCCUGUGCGCUGCUCCACGCAUGGGGGUGGCUGGCCCCAGCUUGCGCCUCCCGUGCGGGUCUUUGGGGGUGCGCGUCUAUUAGAGUUGUGGUGGUUGCAAAGGAGGAAGAAAAAAAAAAGGCAGAGGAAGGGCCAACAGAGCGAGGGAAAGAAGAGGAGAAGGAAGCAGAAAAAGGCAACUUCAGACGGAAAGUUGGUGCGAACUGGCGCAGUCUGCAAAAACCGAAAAGUCGAUCGCAGGCGGCGGCAUAAAAGUGUGAGCGGCCCGAGUGAGCGCUAGAGGUGGCUGCUGGCUUUGCCCUCCUGGUGGUGGGUGGCCACCGGGAGCCACAGGUGCGAAGGGGCUCCUGGGCUCCCAGGAGGCGAGAGGGUGCCCUGCGCACCCCUCCCCCAGCCUCCACCCCCAGCUUGGGACUUCAGAUCAAGUCACUUGGCAUUCGAGCUCCCUCCCCAGCCGCAGCCUCAGAGGGGGGAGCAGGAGCAGCUGAGGAGCGGCCAGCGCGCACCCGCCCAGGGGAGUUGGGGUUCGCAGGGGGUUGUUUUCGGCUCUGAAGAGGUCCCCGCCCAACCUUCAAAAUUUUGUCCAAAAGCAGACAAGAGGAUCGCCCCGCGCUGAGCCGGCUGGUGGGCAGCAGGAGGCGCCUGAUCGCCGCCGGGGCGCUGGGGGUGGUGAUGGUGCUGCUCUUGGUCAUCCUCAUCCCGGUGCUGGUGAGCUCUGCCGGCACGUCGGCGCACUAUGAGAUGCUGGGCACCUGCCGCAUGGUCUGCGACCCCUACGGGGGCACCAAGGCGCCCAGCACCGCCGCCACUCCGGACCGCGGCCUCAUGCAGUCCCUGCCCACCUUCAUCCAGGGCCCCAAAGGCGAGGCCGGCAGGCCCGGGAAGGCGGGCCCACGUGGGCCCCCCGGUGAGCCCGGGCCACCGGGCCCCGUGGGUCCCCCGGGCGAGAAGGGCGAGCCCGGCCGCCAAGGCCUGCCGGGCCCGCCCGGGGCGCCCGGCCUGAACGCAGCCGGGGCCAUCAGCGCUGCCACCUACAGCACGGUGCCUAAGAUCGCCUUCUACGCCGGCCUCAAGCGGCAGCACGAAGGCUAUGAGGUGCUCAAGUUCGACGACGUGGUCACCAACCUCGGUAACCACUACGAUCCCACCACGGGCAAGUUCACCUGCUCUAUCCCGGGCAUCUACUUCUUCACCUACCACGUCCUGAUGCGAGGAGGGGAUGGCACCAGCAUGUGGGCUGAUCUCUGCAAAAACAACCAGGUGCGUGCCAGUGCGAUUGCCCAGGACGCUGAUCAGAAUUACGACUACGCCAGCAACAGCGUGGUCCUCCAUUUGGAGCCAGGAGAUGAAGUCUACAUCAAAUUAGAUGGCGGGAAAGCCCACGGAGGAAACAACAACAAAUACAGCACAUUUUCUGGAUUUAUUAUUUACGCUGACUGAUAGUGCAGACACUAAGCUUAGGAUUCUGAGUUUGGACACUGGAUUCGUGUGGCUAACGUCAGUGCAUCAAGGAUCCCAGGGGAAUGCCAGUUGUGGGGCACCUCAGUUGUGUAUAUGUGGGGCAUUCCAAGGCUACCUGACUCACAUCUGUAUACUCAGAAACACUAUGUAACAAAACAAAAAAUAUUAAAAGCAAGAUAAACAGAUGUGUGAUCCACUACCGCCAAAGCAAAUACUCCUUAUUGUAAGUGUCCAUGUGAAUGAAAUCCUAUAUAGAUCACAAAUUUUUAUAGAAAAAUCUAAGACACUGAAUUAUUUCUUCAAUAUAUACGAUCCUUUGGUGUACCGUGAUCCUGCUGCUCUACCCAUGUCAGCUUUGGUUCUUGUGAGUGUACCUACUUAUUAUACUUGGAGUCCGACAUCCAUAGUGUGUGGGAGAGGAAUGAUUUUACCCUGCAGAAGGUCUAACUGAAAUGAUGCUGCUUGUCCCCAAAGAAAUGGUUUGCCUUGUACUCUUGUUAACUUUAGAGCUAGACCUGGGAAGGAUUCAACUUCAAGCCUUAACCUGGAAUUUUCUGGAUGUGAGGGAAUUCCCAAGCCUGUGCUCAUUUUCCCGUUUUCUUUUUCUUAGGAACUUUCUUUUCUCUCUUUUCUGGUGAUAAUCUUUAACAACGGAGGUUGAAAUUGUAUCAUAGGAUUACCCUAUAUAAGUGUGAGAACGUGUAAUUAUGUACGGUAUUUAGAAAAUCCCCUAUGUGUCCAUUUUGUCCAUAGAAUGCAUUUAGAUCUACUUGGGAAGUCAGAGAAAUUUAUUCUGUAGUGUUAAAUCAGGCUGAAGCUUUUGCCUUCUUUGGAACAGAAGAUUAUUCAUAACCCAAUGCACAGAGGUUUAAUUUGAGCUACUGCAUGAAUCACCAAGAGGACACUAAGUUAGGCCUUCAAAUAGUUACUUACUGUACGCUGUGGCCUAAGGUUAUUCCAAAACAAACAAUUUCACAUACAACCAGUAUGACAACAAAGUGUAUAUAUUUUAUACAAAUACUUGCUAAAUGUAUGUGUGUGUGCAUAUAUAUGUACACACAUACACACACAUAUACACAUAUAUAUGUUAGAUGAAAUAUAAUAUAUAUAUGGCUUCAGCCCAUAGGCACAGUGGCUGGUGCAGCCUCAAAAAUUUAAUUUAAAUAAAAAUGUACGUGUACACACACAUACCAACACACACGAAUUAUUUGAUUUUGGAUUGAAAUAUAUUUUGGAUGACAAAAAAUAUAGAGGAUAGCAAAAUUAUUUAAAUGACUUCUCUUUUAAGAGUUAUCCAGAAAAUUAAAUUUUAUUAGGUUAAAAUGCUCUAUACAUCACAUGUCUAUAAAUUAAGCCUAUGGCUUCUCUAUUACCCUCUGCCAAUCAAUACUUUUCACUGCAUUCUGUGGCCGAUGGUUAAUAUUAGAACUGCUGCAACGAAGUGGCUCUUCUUUCCAAUGUUUAUGAAUUGUAUGCAUUUGAGUUUUCAAUUUUUCCUUUUUUUUUUCUCAGGUGGAUUGAAGCUGACAGUAAAGUAGAUUUUGAGAGUAGUACUGCAAAUCUGUUCUCUCUGGUUAAAAUAUACUGCCAAAAGUCAUCUCUUUAAAUCUAAGAAAAAAAUUAAAAAUGCAUCUUGAUAGAUCCUAACUAUCCGACAACUUCCACUAUUACAAUGAAAAAUCUGUUCCCCUCUCCGCUGCCUUUGAAGACUCUUUGACAAGUAGAUUUCAAAAACAGAGAUUUAAAAAUCUGCUUGUUUUAGUGGUGAAGGAUAUUUGCAUUUUUUCAUUUAAAAGAAUUAGUCUGUUCUCCUGGCUCAUUUCUCUUGGGUUCUUUCUGUUCUGAUACACAGGAAGCUUGAUCAUCUUUGAGCCUCAGAAAUAUUUUUUAUUUAGCAAACCUCACCUUUCCAAAAGAGUUAUGCAUGGUGUUCCCAACUGAAGGUCCUGUUUGCUUGGUUUAAAUGCCUUUGUCUGAGUAACUGUCAUGAUUCAUAUGGUCAAAAACACUUAGCCCAUUCACCAAGAAUAAUGACUAAUUCUGUUUGGCCUUUCUAAUAUGUAAGAUAACUCAUAAAGGACUUGCAAUGGACUUUUUUUCUAUUCAACAGUAUAUACUUAUUAAAGAAGAAUUGAUAACAAGGGUUUGGAGAUUUUUUUUUUUUUUUUGAACAGCAGAGUGAAGAUUCAGGCAAAAGAUUAAUUUAUAAACAGCAGUGCACAUCAAUGGAGAGUUUUAACUAAGAGUUUGUAAAAAGGCUUUAUUUACACAAAACAUCAGGGCUGUAUACCUUUUAAAGAGUAGGCCCUAGAAUCAGACUGUCAUUUCUAAUACAUACGACCUUUUCUUCAGAUAAAUAAGCAUUAUUUUCUCUGUUUAGGCCCAAAGAAAAACAAAUAAAAGGUAAAGGAAAUAAAGAGAAUAUA